Neocloeon triangulifer is the source of this 1657-nucleotide messenger RNA. Its product is annotated as mucin-2-like. The transcript is spliced from 13 exons. NCBI's taxonomy places the organism in Eukaryota, Metazoa, Arthropoda, Insecta, Ephemeroptera, Baetidae. Bases 78 to 1538 code for a protein of 486 amino acids. The record is from RefSeq and is a predicted model, not a curated record.
UUGCUCUAAUUGGCACCUCGCGGCCCUUUAUAAGCGGCGCCUCGCGCCACAACCAACAUCUUCCCCAGGACCUCGACAUGGCACACAUCAAGGUUGCAGUUGGUCUGGUGUUGGCGUGUGCGAUCUGCGCGCAGGCCCUGCCCGCGGACUUCGGGACGGCGCCCUCCACCUCGAGCCCCUUCGGCGUCGGCUCCUCUUCUUUCGAGCCCGUCAGGCCCCUCGGCGGCUCCGGCGGUUCGACCUUUGGCCAGGGAUUCCAGCAGGGCACCACCCGUUUCCCGGUCGCCGCCAGCACCGUCAACCGAUUCGUUCGCGAUGAGAGCCACGAGCAGGCCAACGGCCACUCGGCCACCACCGAGUCGGACGUGACCUCGCACCCUGAGCGCCGCGAGGCCACCACCGUCGAAUACAAGAGGCCCCUGCCCGCCGCCCCCACCACCCACUCCGCCAACAGGCGCGAGGCUUCGACCGUGAGGCCCGUGGUGCUGCCAGGCUCCCUCGCCGCCUCCUCCGCCUCCACUGCCGCCCCCAAGGAAAAGCGCGAAGAACCCACCACCGCCAAGGCCACCGUCGCCCCUCACCACAAGGAAAGGCGCGAAGAACCCACCACCGCCAAGGCCACCAUUGCUCCCCACCACAAGGAAAGGCGUGAGGAGGCGAGCACGGUCAAGGCCACCGUCGCUCCUCACCACGACGACAAGCGCGAGGCGACGACCCUGAGGCACAUCGCGAUCAAGCCCCUGGUGCUCGUCGGAGCCGCCACCACCGCCAAGCCCAAGCCGUUCGGAACCACCGAGAAAUCGUCCUUCCUCAGCGUCUCCAACAAGAACCGCCGUCAGGUGGCCCCACUUUCCGCCGACGACGAGGACGAGCGCCAGGCGCAGGGUGGCCGCCCCACCCUCAUCCCCCGACCCUCUCGCCCCUUCCGCAGGACCACCCCCAGCACAGCCUCCGAAGCCACCUCCACCGAAUCCAAUAACAAGAACAAGCGCGAGUCUUCGAGCACGGUGAGGGUGCCUGUGAGGCCCCUGAACCCUGGCAGCUCCACCGAGCAAUCCACCUUCGGAAUCAGGAACAAGCGACAGAUCCCGCUGACCGAGGACGACGAGCGCCAGCUGGCCGGCCGCCCCACCCUCAUCCCCCGGCCCAACGGACGCCCCACCAGGCCCGCGCGCCCCAACGUCUUCCGCAGGACCACCCCCAGCGCCCCCUCCUCCUCCUCCACUCGCGCCACCCCAUCCACCACGACCGGCAGCAACAAGUUCAAGCGCGAUGUUUUCUACACGACUGAGAGGCCUUUCACCGUCGAGACCUUCCACGGCGCCGACCAGUCUCUGCCCGGCCAGUCCACCUACUUCACCGGCACCAACGUGAACGGGCAGCGUCCCGACGGCCAGCACUUUGUCGGCUCGUCCAUCGCCAGCACUUCCUUCUCCACCAACCCGCAGAACUUCAACAACAGACGCCAAGCCGACGGCGACGGCGACGACUCGUCCAGCGGCGAAGACAACCAGGAGUUCCAGCACGAAUAUCUUUAAACCCCAAAAUGAGAAUUGAUGGCAAAUCGUAUUUUUAUACAACUAACUUAUCAACCAAACAAACUCGGCUUGAAAAUAAACAUUUUCUAUCUCGGUAGAAUUUAGAAAUCAAUCAAAAA